Paraglomus brasilianum is the source of this 948-nucleotide messenger RNA. The record is from the annotation of a GenBank genome assembly. NCBI's taxonomy places the organism in Eukaryota, Fungi, Glomeromycota, Glomeromycetes, Paraglomerales, Paraglomeraceae.
AUGUGCGAACCAACUACUUUUCAUUCUGGCUCACAGUCUGCCGCCACCGAAAAUUCUGUGCCUCAACAACCGAUAAUGGUCCCAUUUCCUCCGCCAGUCAAGGUAGAGGAUUUAAUCAACUUAAAAAAGGAUGGCGAGGUGCCAGCAAGAUCACCUAACGCAUUUCUGAUCUAUCGGAGAUUGUUUGUCCGUGAAUUAAAAGCAAAGAAUUGCACAUUUAAAAUGACUGAAGUCAGCGCUAUGGCUAGCAUAUCUUGGCAGAAUGAACCGAAAUACGUUAAGGAUGAAUACUGGCGCAUUGCCACGGACGCACGGAACGCUCUAAUGAAUGCACGUCGUACGUCGUUGUCUUUUGCUCGUCGGAAACAACGCGGCUGCUCGAAUCGGUUUACUGGUCGCAUAAAGGGAGCCUCUCCAGCAAAUGAAGGCAAGAAAAAGAACAUUGGAAAUACAACCGAACCAGCUCAUGUCCAACAGCAACAAAACAAGUCGCAACAAAUUAAUGGUGAACAAAACCAAUCCUCGGGAAAACCGAUACAGCAAUUCGUUUUCGAUCCAUUUGCUUGUAUGCCAUCGGAAUGGCUGUAUAUGCACACACUUGACCAGCCACCUUACCUUCAUCCUCCCUCCAUCGCUUUAUCUCCGGAUUCCCAGUACGUUAAUGACAUACCCGAGGAUGGCAACUAUUUCUGGAAUAUAAAUUCGAUUGGUCAAUCGUCGUCUGACGAAGAGUUGACCAAUCAACCCACCCCGUUGCAGUCGCUGGAUGUAUCUCCGUCUAUGUCAGUUUGGAUGAAUAGUCCGUCAAGCCCUUCUAAUAAUGUUAGUGAACAGACAGAUGUUUCGUCAUAUCGUCAAUCCAUCGCUAGUUGGGAUAACCCCAUGUAUAAUAUUCAGAUAGGUGAUGAAGAUGAGCAACUUUUUCAACAAACAUUUAUGCUUUCGUAA